Medicago truncatula (barrel medic) is the source of this 1378-nucleotide messenger RNA. RefSeq lists its product as uncharacterized. The record is from RefSeq and is a predicted model, not a curated record. Bases 403 to 1116 code for a protein of 237 amino acids. The transcript has a single exon. Lineage: Eukaryota; Viridiplantae; Streptophyta; Magnoliopsida; Fabales; Fabaceae.
GAUAAUAAAUCAGUGAAUGAUGACCCUUCUUUGUCUUCUUAGCUUCCUCAUCAACUCACUUUUCAACACCUAAAACCCAUUUUCAAACACUCAUUUUUCAAUUUUCACCCCUUUUCAUUUUUCAAUCUUAUUUCAAUCAAUUGAAUUGGAUCAUCACAAAUUGAAUUGAAAAUUCAAAAAAAGGGACACAAAAAAAAUAAAAAAAUCCCUUUUUGUGAAUUUUGAUCCAUCUGGGCACCGACAAAAUUUAAUCUUUUCUGUGCUCAGAUCAGUUCAAAGUUACAAUCUUUACAAGUUUUUGAUUAAUGGGUCGAUUCAAAUUUGGUUAAAUUUUGAUGGGUUUGAUCUAAAAAAUUGAUUUUUGAGAUUUGAAUUUUAUGGUUUUUGGUGUUUUUGAUUGAAAUGGUCUAUUUCCAUAGCUCAAUCUCUCUUUGUAAGUCAGUUGAUCAACCUCCAGUUCAAUCAUCCAUGGCGAAUUCGAUCGAAUUGGGAUCGAAAUAUUCAAAAUCUAAGCAAACUAAUCAAUUUCAAAGGAAUAGGAGGAACCAUAGUUUAUCAAAUUCUGUUAAGAUUCCACCUUGUGAUCGAUCUAGAUCAGCUAUGAUUGAUGUUGUUAUGUUCAUUGCUGUUGUUAUUGCUUGUGGAUUUUUGUUUUUCCCUUAUGUUGAACUUUUAGUGAUUAAGUCAUUUCAGAUUAUGAGUAUGAUGUGUUUUUUGAUUAUGGAAGAAGUUUCUUAUGCACCUUAUAUUUAUAUAUCUAUUGGAAUAAGUGUUGUUUGUGCUGCAUUGGCUACAUGGGGUGUUAUUGUUUGCACAAGUAACAAAUGUGGUAAUCCGAAUUGUAAGGGUUUGAAGAAAGCUGCAGAAUUUGAUAUUCAGUUAGAGACUGAAGAUUGCGUGAAGAAUUCGCCGUCUUUUGUGAAAGACGGCGGUGUUUGUAAGAAGGGUUUGUUUGAAUUGCCGCGUGAUCAUCAUAAGGAACUUGAAGCGGAGCUUAAGAAGAUGGCACCGAUUAAUGGAAGAGCUGUGCUUGUGCUGAGAGCUAGGUGUGGUUGUUCUGUUGGUAGGUUAGAAGUUCCGGGACCAGCGAAGAAACUUCGGAAGAUCAAGAAGUAGGUGACAGAACACAAAACAAUAAUAUCCUUCUGAUUUAUAGAGAGGAGGAUUGAAGAAAAGGAAGGAAAAGGAUAAUUGGAUCUUUAUAGAAUGCGUAAUUUGUCCUUUUGGAUCUGAAGUUUUCUCAUUCUAUGAGGAACUAUAGGAUGUUUUUAAAUAAGCCUUUUGGUAAUAAAGUUGUAAGGAACCAUGUUUCAUACAAAAUUUAGUUGGUUAUACUUGAGAAUAUACAUAAAAACAGUUAUUUGGAUUUACUUCUUUA